Molecule: messenger RNA, 574 nt
Organism: Cololabis saira (Pacific saury)
Lineage: Eukaryota; Metazoa; Chordata; Actinopteri; Beloniformes; Belonidae
Gene: rps18
Product: ribosomal protein S18
Exons: 6
Coding region: 72-530 (152 amino acids)
Biological process (GO): translation
Cellular component (GO): small ribosomal subunit; ribosome; cytosol
Molecular function (GO): structural constituent of ribosome; RNA binding
Source: RefSeq, a predicted model, not a curated record
UUCCUGUUUGGAAACCUGAAACUCUCGCGAGAACUUCUCGGCUUCCUCUUCGCACGGAAUCUUCCUCCAAGAUGUCUUUGGUCAUCCCUGAGAAGUUCCAGCACAUUCUUCGUGUUCUGAACACGAAUAUCGAUGGCAGGCGGAAGAUUGCCUUUGCCAUAACUGCCAUCAAGGGUGUCGGCAGACGCUACGCUCAUGUGGUCCUGAGGAAAGCUGACAUCGACCUCAGCAAGAGGGCGGGAGAGCUGUCUGAGGAGGAGGUGGAGCGUGUCGUGACCAUCAUGCAGAAUCCUCGCCAGUACAAAAUCCCCGACUGGUUCCUCAACAGGCAGAAAGACGUGAAGGACGGCAAAUACAGCCAGGUCCUUGCCAACGGUCUGGACAACAAGCUGAGAGAAGAUCUGGAGAGGCUGAAGAAGAUCAGGGCUCACCGCGGGCUCAGACACUUCUGGGGUCUCCGUGUGCGCGGUCAGCACACAAAGACCACCGGCCGUCGUGGUCGCACUGUCGGUGUGUCCAAGAAGAAGUAAAGUCCUGUGCUUUCUGUAGUUUCAAUAAAAUUCCACAAAUUCUU